AUGGCCCCACUUCCCACCGCCCAACUUUCCACAGCCCUACUUCUCCAACCACACUACUUCCUACCGCCCUACUUCCCACCACCCUACUUCCCACUGCCCAACUUCUCAUGGCCCCACUUCCCACCGCCCCACUUUCCACAGCCCUACUUCCCACAACACUACUUCCUACCGCCCUACUUCCCACCACCCAACUUCCCACUGCCCCACUUUCCACAACACUACUUCCUACCGCCCCACUUCCCAUCGCCCCACUUCCCACCACCCCACUUUCCACAGCCCUACUUCCCACAACCCCAUUUUCUACCGCCCUACUUCCCUAUGCUCGACUGCCAACUGCCCUACUUCCCACCGCCCUACUUCCAACCUCCCUACUUCCCACUGCCCUACUUCCUAACGCCCCACUUCCCACCACCUCACUUUCCACGGCCCUACUUUCCACAACCCCGCUUCCCACCGCCCUACUUCCCACCGCCCUACUUCCAAUGGCCCUACUUCCCACCGCCAUACUUCCAAAUGCCCUACUUCCCAAUGUUCCACUUCCCACACCCCCACUUUCCCUACCUCCCACCACCCGACUGCCAACUGCCCUACUUCCCACCGCCCUACUUCCCACAGGCCCUACUACCCACAACCCCACUUCCUACCACCCUACUUCCCACCACCCCACUUUCCACGGCCCUACUUCCCACAACCCCACUUCCUACCGCCCCACUUCCCACCACCCCACUUUCCACGGCCCUACUUCCCACAAUCCCGCUUCCUACCACCCUACUUCCCACAACCCCACUUCCUACCGCCCCACUUCCCACCACCCCACUUUCCACGGCCCUACUUCCAACAACCACGCUUAUACACCCCACCUCACCUCAUUGUAUUGCCCCCUUCCUACCAAUGAAGAAUACUGCAACAUGUCUUCCAAUUGGAUUUACUUGA
Haliotis rufescens (red abalone) is the source of this 933-nucleotide messenger RNA. RefSeq names its product early nodulin-75-like. The coding region runs from base 1 to 933 and encodes 310 amino acids. The record is from RefSeq and is a predicted model, not a curated record. NCBI's taxonomy places the organism in Eukaryota, Metazoa, Mollusca, Gastropoda, Lepetellida, Haliotidae. The transcript has a single exon.